This is a messenger RNA of Aplosporella prunicola CBS 121167, 360 nucleotides long. RefSeq lists its product as uncharacterized. The record is from RefSeq and is a predicted model, not a curated record. NCBI's taxonomy places the organism in Eukaryota, Fungi, Ascomycota, Dothideomycetes, Botryosphaeriales, Aplosporellaceae. Bases 80 to 310 code for a protein of 76 amino acids. The transcript has a single exon.
UGUGCUGUCGUGUGCUCGACUGUGCAGUGCGUGCAGUGCGUGCAGCAAGCAAGCAAGCAAGCAAGCAAUUACCUACCUUAUGUACCUACCUACGUACCCUACCUAUCUAUCUACGAACCGUGGCAUCUUCAAGCCAGCCGCCAUCACCCCUCAUCUCCCUCCGCAUCAUCUCAUCUCAUCUCCCACAGCAGCUGCGCGCUUGCUCCCUCGAUCAUCCCUCCCCUUCCUUUCAUCCAUCCGUCACAACGCGCACGCCGUCGCUGUCGCCAGCCCAGCCCAGCACAGCAGCUCUCGUCGACGGAGAUCGUGAUCGUGAUCAUGAUCGUGAUCGAUGACGAUCGGAAGCACGCACGGCACGCC